Colletes gigas is the source of this 3299-nucleotide messenger RNA. Its product is annotated as aconitate hydratase, mitochondrial-like. Gene Ontology annotation, cellular component: mitochondrion; cytosol. The transcript is spliced from 9 exons. Gene Ontology annotation, molecular function: aconitate hydratase activity; 4 iron, 4 sulfur cluster binding. Gene Ontology annotation, biological process: tricarboxylic acid cycle. The record is from RefSeq and is a predicted model, not a curated record. Lineage: Eukaryota; Metazoa; Arthropoda; Insecta; Hymenoptera; Colletidae. Bases 218 to 2599 code for a protein of 793 amino acids.
UCCCGUACGAGGCGCAUGCGUGGUUCUUCUGCAUCGACAUGAGAAAGCCAAGCCGAAUUUACCUCAGUUCUGAAGUGGCCGGUUUGAGAAGGGCUGCCACGGGAGGAAUAAAUAUUUUUUUUUGUUCCUGAUCACGCGCCUGCGCCUCCCUUGCGUCCAGAUACCCAUAUUUCGGCACGACCCGCGACAACGUCACUGGAGGCUUGCUUCGUAGACGAUGUCGUACUGCACACGGAUUCUCGGCGGCCAGGUACGAUCGCGAUCACCGCUGGUCGUAUUCGCGGCAGACAUCCAACAAAGAUGUUUCAGUGUAAGCGCACUAAGUUCCGCUGCCGCGAAGGUGGCAAUGUCCAAAUUCGACUCGACGAGCUACCUUCCAUACGAUAAAUUGGAAGAGAAUCUCAAAGCUGUAAAGAGAAGGUUGAACCGGCCACUGACACUUUCCGAAAAAGUUUUGUACUCUCACCUCGAUGAUCCCAGCAAACAAGAGAUCGCCCGUGGCACCAGCUAUCUUAGGUUACGACCUGAUCGCGUGGCGAUGCAAGACGCAACAGCCCAAAUGGCCAUGUUGCAAUUUAUCAGCUCCGGAUUGCCGAAAGUCGCCGUCCCCUCGACGAUUCACUGCGAUCACUUGAUCGAAGCUCAAGUCGGCGGAGACAAGGAUUUGAAACGAGCCAAAGACAUCAACAAGGAAGUGUACAACUUCCUGAAGACAGCCGGCGCGAAAUACGGCGUCGGUUUCUGGAAUCCCGGCUCCGGUAUCAUCCAUCAGAUCAUCCUCGAGAACUACGCUUUCCCCGGUCUGUUGAUGAUCGGUACAGACUCCCACACACCGAACGGAGGUGGUUUGGGAUGUCUGUGCAUCGGUGUGGGCGGUGCAGACGCUGUCGACGUGAUGGCCAAUAUUCCAUGGGAGUUGAAAUGCCCGAAAGUCAUCGGCGUGAAGCUGACCGGCAGCUUGAAAGGAUGGACCAGCCCGAAAGACAUCAUUCUGAAAGUAGCUGGCAUACUCACCGUGAAAGGAGGCACAGGGGCCAUAGUCGAGUACUUUGGACCCGGCGUCGACAGCAUCAGUUGCACCGGUAUGGCGACUAUCUGCAACAUGGGUGCCGAGAUCGGUGCCACCACCUCGAUCUUCCCCUACAAUUAUCGUAUGCAGGAUUACUUGAAAGCGACCGGUCGCGGUGACAUCGCUGGAGCGGCUGACAUGCACAAAAAGAGCCUCCUGACCGCGGACGCGAACGCCAAAUACGAUCAGAUCAUAGAGUUGGACCUCUCCACGCUGGAACCGCACGUGAACGGACCGUUCACCCCCGACCUCGCUCAUCCCAUCUCGAAAUUGGGUGAAACUGCCAAGAAGAACGGUUGGCCUAACGAGAUCAAGGUCGGUCUAAUUGGUUCCUGCACGAACAGCUCCUACGAAGACAUGGGCCGUUGCGCGAACAUCGCGAAACAGGCUCUCGACCAUGGCUUGAAAUCCACGUCCGCGUUCAAUGUCACACCGGGAUCGGAACAAAUCCGUGCCACCAUCGAGCGUGACGGAAUCGCGCAAACGCUUCGUGAAUUUGGAGGAACCGUCCUGGCCAACGCUUGCGGGCCUUGCAUCGGUCAAUGGGACCGUCAGGACAUCAAGAAAGGCGACAAGAACACAAUCGUCACGUCGUAUAACCGUAACUUCACAGGACGAAACGAUGCCAACCCCGCGACUCACGCCUUUGUCACCAGCCCCGAACUCGUCACGGCUCUUUCUAUCGCUGGUCGAUUAGAUUUCAACCCCGUGAAGGACAAACUGAAGGGCAAAGAUGGAAAGGAAUUCCUUUUGAAAGAUCCGUUUGGCGACGAACUCCCAAGCCGCGGUUUCGACGCUGGCAUGGACACCUACGACGCACCGCCAUCCGAUGGCACGAAAGUCAAGGUCGACGUGGACUCAAAAAGUCAGAGAUUGCAGCUGCUGGAUCCGUUCGACAAAUGGGACGGUAAAGAUCUCACCGAUAUGACGGUGUUGAUCAAAGUAAAAGGCAAGUGCACCACCGACCACAUCUCCGCAGCCGGACCCUGGCUGAAAUAUCGUGGCCACUUGGACAACAUCUCCAACAACAUGUUCAUCGGCGCCGUAAACUCCGAAAAUGGUGAGGUGAACAAGAUCAAGAACCAGCUGACUGGCGAAUGGGGAGGCGUACCGGACGUUGCCCGACAUUACAAGAAGAAUGGCGUCAGGUGGGUGGCUGUUGGAGACGAGAACUACGGAGAAGGUUCGUCUCGCGAGCACGCUGCUCUCGAACCAAGACAUCUUGGCGGUCGCGCCAUCAUCGUGAAGAGCUUCGCGCGUAUCCACGAAACUAACUUGAAGAAACAGGGACUGUUGCCUCUGACCUUCGCGAACCCCAGCGAUUACGAUAAGGUUCAACCCACGGACAAGAUCAGCCUUCUGGGAUUGAAGGAUCUGGCUCCUGGAAAGCCGGUGAAAGCGGAGAUCAAGCACAAAGACGGCAAAGUCGACAGCAUCAGCUUGAACCACACGCUGAACGAGCAACAAAUAUCCUGGUUCAAAGCAGGCUCCGCUCUGAAUCGUAUGAAGGAGAUCGCAGCUGGAAAGUAAACGCGUCCGACCGUCCAGGAACUGCGAAGGACCGUCAUCGUUCGCAAAGACGUGCAAGAUCGUAGUUAGUUACGUAUAUACCGAUAACGAAUCGCGAACGAAGAUUCGUUUCGGCGCGACAUUCUAAUUUCCCAGGUAGAUGUCUGUAAUCGCGAAAGUACCGGACGAAAAGUACUCGCGGAGUCGAGAAGGUCGCUCGAAAGGAGUCUGUACGAUGAACAACGAUGGUAAUAGGUUUUUAACGCGUCUUUUUUUUCCACGACGAUAUAUCAACGCGAACGAUAAACCGCGUCGAGCGAAGCUCACGUCUAGCAAAGUUUCUAGUACUCGUUAAACCUAGGAAAGGAGUAAUCGAAUUAUUUAGAUCGCCAUGCCGGUUCCCGGCGACUGAAAUCGCGCGCUAAGAGUUCGUCUUAGUUUCUUUUUGUGGCGAAAAGCGAAGAGAAUUUUCCAUACGCACCGGUCGAACACGCAAUUCGAACGUGCCAACGUGUUCAUUUUUAAAACGUGUACAGUCCAUCGACGGCACGCCGAGAUUGCGUGAUCCUGUCAUGUGCGAGUUAUCACUUCUUGGAAUCUUGUGUAUAUAUUGUUCAUCAUGUAGGAAACAUUGUGACUAUACAGUUUUCUAGAUACGACUAACAAAAUAAAAUGUAAGAUCGCUGUUAUUAUUCGAAGAAUAAAUAAAAAAAACUCCGUA